This is a messenger RNA of Camellia sinensis, 2258 nucleotides long. NCBI's taxonomy places the organism in Eukaryota, Viridiplantae, Streptophyta, Magnoliopsida, Ericales, Theaceae. The record is from RefSeq and is a predicted model, not a curated record.
CUCUCUCUCUCUCUCUCUCUCUCUAUAUAUAUAUAUAUAUUUAUGUGCUUUAUCUCUCUAGCCUCCUAGCCUAUAAACACUUAUUUGAUCUAUAAAAAAGUAGAGUUUGAGGCUUCCAUUUCUGUUUCUGCAAGUACCCAGUUGGUGAUUUUGCUUUCUCCCUCUAGGGUUCUAUCAAACACCCAAUUUAAGAUAAAUUCAAGUCCAAUUUUGAUGCUAUCUGAUCCCUUUUUUGGGUUCCCCAUCUGAGAAACCUGUUAAAGGGUUCUAUGCAAGUACCCUUUUUUGGGUUCUUGUGUGAUUGUUGGGUUCCCAUCAUCUGUAGUCUCUGUUGAAGAGAUUAGAACAUGCUUUGGAUCAAAAUUAGUGUUUAAUUAAGUUUGAUUGUAUUUUCGUUUACAAUUUUUUUAAAGAAAAAACGAAGAGAAAAUAUUUUCUUCUGCCUAUAAACAAAAGAAGAAAGGGAAUCUGCUUUAUUUUUGUUAGACUGAUGAGCUGUUGCUUGGCUAUGAUGCCAUUUGUUUUCUUCUUUGUCUACUUUAUGUUCUGAAAGGUUCACUUCACACAAAUUACUUUUUCUACAUUAGAGUAGCCUUUGAUCCUAGGGUUUUUGGAGAUUUUGUGCCUGGUACAUUGGAUGAUGCAAUGAGAGGCGUCCUUUUGCUUUAACCCCCUCAGUUCUACAAAGCUGCCAAGCUUGUUUGUUCCUUGUUGAGUCCUGCAAGAUGCAACCAACACCUAGUUUGGGUCAAACUCACAUCAUUGCCUUCAUUUAUAUAGUUCCUUUCAGUUAAUUAACCACAUCUAGUCCUGAUUUGGGGUAAUUGUUGAAUUGGGUUUUUCUUUUCAAGGUGUAUAGGUUGAGUUCCAAAGGGUUUUGCAGUCCUUGUGUUUGUUUUCACAACAUGGGUACUGAUGAGGAUAGAGCUAACAUGGGGUUUCAACAUAGAAAUGGUGAUAAUAGCAUGUUCAUAUCUUCAAGUGGUGCAGACCACCCUUUCUUUGGUUCUGGUUGGGACCCACUUGUUUCACUGAGCCAGAGUGAGAAUUUUGAGGGUUCUUCAGUGAUUCCUCACACUUUUGGUGUUCACUAUCCAUCUGAUUCUGGUCUUGUUGAUAUGGUCCCAAAGCUUCCUCCAUGUUUUGGAAGUGGAAGCUUCUCAGAAAUGGUUGGUUCCUUUGGCCAACCUGAGUGUGGCCAGACUGCUAGAACUGAGAAGACCUCAACAAAUGGUGCACCUCCUCAGGGAGACCAACAAAUUUCAGAGGAGGGUACAUUGGGAAUUUCACAUUCUGGAAAGAGGAAGAAGAGAGUAUCAGAGUCCAAUUCUCCAUUCAAUCCCAGCAAGAAUGGUGAGGGAGAGCAAGAAAAGGAUAUUUCUGCCGAGAGUUCGGAAUAUCAGAAAGAACAGGAUGAGAAGAAGCAAAAAAUUGAUCAAAACAUGAGUGUGAAUUUGCGCGGUAAGCAAACGGGCAAACAAGCUAAAGAUAAUUCUAGCAAUGGAGAUGCAUCUAAAGAAAAUUACAUUCAUGUGAGGGCUAGACGGGGCCAGGCGACGAAUAGUCACAGCCUUGCCGAAAGGGUGAGGAGAGAGAGGAUUAGUGAGAGAAUGAAAUUGCUUCAAGAACUUGUACCGGGAUGCAAUAAGAUUACAGGGAAGGCUGUAAUGCUUGAUGAGAUUAUUAACUAUGUGCAGUCCCUGCAACAGCAGGUCGAGUUUCUGUCAAUGAAACUUGCCACUGUCAAUCCACAACUAAACGUUGAUAUAGACAGAAUUAUAUCCAAAGAGAUUCUACACUUACGAGGCAGCGGUGCAGCUAUUCCUGGAUUUGAUCCAGGAUCAAGCUCUUCUCAUCUGUACCCACUGGGUAUUCAACAAGGAACCUUUCCAGGUAUCCCGAGUGCAUCACCGUUUCAUCUCAUGCCUCAGAAUGUAUGGGACAAUGACCUCCAAAGUUUUCUCCAAAUGGGAUUUGAUUCUAAUCCCGCUAUCAGCAAUCUUGAACCAAAUGGUCGAUCAAAAUUGGAGCGAUAGUAUUUUUGAAGAGUUAAAAAGUCUCUUUCCUUCUAAUAUAUGCUAUUCAAUUUUCUUUAAUUUGACUGCACAUUCAGUUGCUCUGGUAAUGACAAAAAAAAACAAAAAAAAAAUGGAGUUGUAUAGGUUGUCAGCUACUAACUGUUUGUUUCUUCGAAUUUUAUCAGAAGAAGAUGACUUUUUAGAUUUACAAACCAUGUGAUUAGUGAAGAUGAUUUUUUU